AUGUCAAAACAUGCAGACAGUUUUUUGAGCCACUGUAUCUGUUAUGUUUUCAUGCCACUUGUAGCUCAUGUGUGCGACCUGCCAGAGGCCACCAUGAUUGCUGCAGUUGCUAAAAAUGCAUCUCCUCUGACUAUGGCAACACAAGAGCAUUUUGGCGAUGGGAUCCUCCACCCCCCUCGUACCAGGAAGCAUACAUUGGAACUCCUCAUUGAUAUUGCCAAGAUGGUUGAUCCCUGGGACCUCGACAAGUUCCAGAAAGCGGCUAAAGCUCUCAAUCUGUCUGGAGUCCACAUGCCUUACUGGCAUGAUUGGAUAUGUGCAUGCCUGUCCAUCUUCCUUGCUGGUGAAAUUCUACAUACCUGCUUCAAAUUUUCUGCCAAUCACCCACUUAAAUGGGUGAAGGAGACUGUAGGAGUGUUAAGGUCGUACUCAAAGGGUAACUGGAUCUGA
Messenger RNA from Suillus subaureus, 450 nucleotides. RefSeq lists its product as uncharacterized. Lineage: Eukaryota; Fungi; Basidiomycota; Agaricomycetes; Boletales; Suillaceae. The record is from RefSeq and is a predicted model, not a curated record. The transcript has a single exon. The coding region runs from base 1 to 450 and encodes 149 amino acids.